GUGUGGUGUUCCUUGUUGAGAUUCUCUUGGCAGCCCACCCAGAUUGGGCUUCUGCUUAACGACUGAGAAUGAGAGUAAAUUUUGUCUGCUGAUAUUUGCUGUCAAUACAACUAUUUUGAAAAAAUUGAGUCUUUUUCUGUGGACUCCAUUGGCAGUCAACCUCUCGGUCCUUAAGUCCAUCAAAAUUUGGUGAAACCUGAUAUGGAUGAAAUUUUGAGUGAUGGAUAGUCUGCAUAUAUCUCAGUCUGGAACUGGAAGCAGCAAAUCAUCUAGUCGCUCAACCUCUCCAUGCCCUCCCCACAGCAAGGCUGCUGUCACAAUAAGUCAUACAAGUAGCUCAGCUACAGGUGCCACAUCCAAACACGGGAAUGCAAGCUCGUUGCGACCAUCAGAGGGAGCAGGAAGUGCCAGUGGAUUUCCUUCAUCUGCUACGAUUAGUGUUGGAGGUCAAUCUGCUGCAACCCACACUAUGAGUCGUCGACGAUCACCUGUUCCUACUCGGAGGGACCCUCCGAAUGCAGCAGACAUGGGCACACCACAUUUGCCACGACCAGACCCUGUUUCAGCCCAAGUUUCAGAGGAAGAUGUUGUUGUAUCGCCAUCAAUUAUUGGAAUGCAUGUUGAGGAAGAGGACUCUCAGUACCUGGCAUCAACUUCAAUUCUAUCAAAUGGCUCAACAGAGCUUAUGUCAACCACAGUAGAUGAAGCGGAUAGCACUAGUGAGGGUACCCGCACUCGUACUGCUAUUGAACAUAUGCAGACCAAGAUAGCAAGAACAAAAGACCAGAUACGCGUAGAGCAAACAGCUAGAGAUGAAAAUGUUAAUGAAUACCUUAAACUAGCAUCAAAUGCAGAUAAACAACAGUUGACUAGAAUCAAGGCAGUGUUUGAAAAGAAAAAUCAAAAGUCAGCCCAAAUUAUAUCACAGCUGCAAAAGAAAUUAGAUAGCUACCAGAAAAAACUUCGGGACUUAGAACUCAAUGGAGCUAGUUCUGGACAUAGACAACCUAGGGAAAUGCUACGUGAUAUGAGUCAAGGAUUAAAAAAUGUUGGAGGUAACAUUCGGGAUGGCAUCACAGGAUUUUCUGGUGGUGUGGUUGAGAACAUCAAGGGAGGCCUACAUGGUGCGGCAGAAAGUGUAAUGUCAAAGCCAAGGGAAUUUGCCCACCUCUUAAAAAAUCGGUUUGGUAGUGCAGACAACAUAAACCAACUGUCAAGAAAUGGUGACAACAACAGUGGAGAGGAAGAACGUGUACACCAUGGCAGCGCAACACUUCCAGGAGGUUGCAGUUUGAACUCAGGUGGAAGUGGUACUGGAGGGGGAGGGGGAGGUAGUGUUAGUGCUACUGGUGUCAAGUUUACUUCUGAUGAGGGAUCAGAAUGCAGCUCUGUAACAAGUGAGAGUAUUCCACAUUCUGGCCAUCCUCAUACUUCAUCUCAUCCUCCACAUCACACUUCACACCUCAGUCCAACCAACUGCUCAAUUGAGGUCCUUUUAACCGAGUUGAGAGAACAAAGAGAAGAGUUUGACAGACUGCGUAGAAAAUUAGAUGAUAACAAAGAAGUAUUACAACGAGAGAUAGUUGAGCUAAACCACCUACUGCAGGAAGAACGGUUUCGAACUGAGCGAUUAGAAGAGCAGGUAAAUGAUCUUACUGAACUUCACCAGAAUGAGGUGGAAAACUUGAAACAAACAAUGACAGACAUGGAAGAAAAAGUUCAGUACCAAAGUGAGGAAAGACUCAGAGAUAUCCAUGACAUGCUGGAGAGCUGUCAGACAAAGAUUUCUAAGAUGGAACACCAGCAACUACAACAUCAGCAAUAUGUCACUUUAGAAGGCAUUGACAAUUCCAAUGCCAGAGCUUUGGUAGUGAAGCUCAUCAAUGUUGUAUUAACAGUCCUGCAAGUUGUGUUAUUGAUUGUUGCCACUGCUGCUGGCAUCAUAAUGCCUUUCCUCCGCACCAGGUUGCGAGUGCUAACAACAGUUAUUCUAAUUGCCAGCAUUGUUGUGGUUCUAAAGCAAUGGCCUGAAGUCCGUGAUAUUGGCAGCCAUGUCAUGCGCUUCCUCAAAGAAACACUAGCUUUAAAGUAAUCAAAGUGAGGGAGAGCAAGAAGUGCUCAAGACGUGUGACAAGCAAAUUUACAAAUGAGGAUAAGAAAAAGGCUGACUCAUUCACAAAUAAGAUGUCUGCAUUGCCUUGAAGAAUCCAUGUCAAUUUACGUUCCUGCUGCAGUUACAGUACAAUUUAUUUAGGUUUAAGAUAUUUCCUGUAAAUGGACCAUGGCGUAUUGUUACAAGGGAAGUGCUACUUAUCUUAGAAAACAACCAUGACAUGAAAAGAAAACAAGUUUGUGAAAGGAAGACUGAAUGCAUUCCUAGUUCAUUGUUCAAGUUUUUGCUGGCUUAAAUGUUCCAGUAUUUUACUUGAGCAUGUCUGUUUGUGUAUGGUGUGUCUGACUGUGUGUGUGAGUGAUUUCUAAUGCCUCUUUACAUGCAAAGCUUUUAGCACAAUGUUUUAUAUAGAUUGAAGCGCAUUCUUGUAAGGAGGCAUUUUAUUAUUCCUGUAUUUGCUUAUUUUUUGGCCGCUAUUUUUUAUUUUAUCAAGUCUCAGAUCUUUUUCUCAUGAAACUUUGAAGAAUCUUGGUGAAGAGCAUGUUUUUAGGUAGUCCUGUUCGGUAGAAAUACCGUUCCACCUAGAUACUGCCUCCACUGUACUCCACCAGCUCAUUGAAAUCAUUUUUCGUUUUUCUGCUGUAACUUGAGAUGUGUCAUGUGAAAGAACCAAAUUACUUACAGCAGUGCUUAAUCGAUUUUUCUGAACUCAAAAUUAAAAUUUUAAUUUUGUCUCAUCAUUGCUAAUAUGUAUGUUGCCAGGCACCAAAACUUUUGAUCUUUGAGUCAGUUAAGUAUAGUUUUUGGAAUCUUGCAUGAGGUAUUAUUAACAUUUAAUAUCCAUAUGAAACAAGGGUUGUGAUUCAAAGCAACAACGGAAAGUUGCCAUAUAGUAAGUUACUUCAAAUAUUUUACUAUGAAACAAUCCUGAUCUGGUUGAAGAAUUUCAUGAUUUUUAUGUUGAAUGUUUCUGGAGAGAGUGGUUUACAAUUUUGUGUAGCUUCAUUCAAGGUUAAUGUUUCAUGGGUAUAUUACCAGUCUAAUUACAUACAUUGCUGUGUUUCUGUUCCUGAGAGACUUAUUACCAUGUGAUCUUAAAGAAGUUGAUGUAACCUCUCUCUCAGUGCCCAGUGAAAUUUAAAGUUCCUGUGUGAUUUUGACAAGUGAAAUUUUAUCUAUCAAUGUUUUUUUAAGUACUUGUGGUUGUAUCUCUAGUUUUUUCUUCUUUCUACUGGUUUUAAAGAUCUUUUGGCGUUUCUUUGGAAUAGGAACAUAUUCUCUAGUAGUUGUUUUUUUCUCUGUGUUGUGAAGUGUUGGUUUUACAGAAACAACGAAAACAUUGUUGCCUCUUAGUUUUAAGUAAAUGGAAUCGCCGAAUGCCCCUGCUUGGUGACCACCGAAUUUUGAUGAUUCAGUAUUGUCAUCCACAUCGUUACCCUUGAAAAAAACUAUUUGACAAUGUUUUCAGCAUAUGAGUAAAAGGUCUGCAUUCAUUAACACAAAAUUAGCUUUCCCCUGGGGUCUCCUUUUAAGUAAAUUUAUGGGUGUUGCCAAUGCACGCCAAAUUUUUCUUACUUUUAUUUUAAUUAAAAAUUUCAGAGACUUUGGCUUGUUUUAAGUUUCAGAUUGCUUAAUGCUUUUCAUUAUAUAUGUGCCAUAGCCAGCCUUUUAGGUUUUUGUUGGGUUUGCACAAUCAUGUGUGGGUGAUAUCUUUUAUGUCUAAAGUUUAUUACCUGUAACUGAAAGUUCUGCGCAUCGAGUUGGAAACACAGUUUAUAGUGUAUUUCAUGCAUCAAAUUUAAAUUACCGGGCAGGCAGUGUCAAUUCUAAAUUUGUGUAUGCAGAAGCAACCCUGGUUCAUGGAGAGUAGUGCCAAGUUCUCAUUCAUGUUAAAUUGUGUUCCAUAUAAGUUUCCACCAAAUUCUUGCUAAAUUGGAUUUUAGUUUUCCAAUCACAUCGCUUGUAUGUUUGUCAACUUUUUGGUAGGUGUAGAGUCACAGUGGGUUUGAGAGUAGGUAGUUUGUACCACACUGUUUGGGUUUGACUGUGUGUCUUAUUGUUUUCAUAUCUUCAUACAAUGAACUUAUUGCCCAUCAUAUUUUACUUGAAAUCAAUACUUUGGCAACAUCUUUCUUGUGUGAAGUACUCUGAGGUUGUUUGAAUAAUGUUAUAUUUAAGUUUCAUAAAACUUGUGUCAGUUAUGAUAUCUCAAGAUAUUUCUGUUGCUAUUAUAUUAUUCUUUAUGUUAAGUUUCCAUUCUUUACAAAGAUGCCAAAGUCUUUUGUUUUAUUUUAAGUACACUUUCUUUUAUAUCUAUAUUUUUUUGUGGUAUUUUGACUGUCAGUACGGCUUGAAUACUUUGCCUUUUCAUAUUACUUAUGAUUUGAUUUAAUAGAAUAUUUAUGAAGGGUGCAUUGACAUUGCUGUAUGCAUUGCUCAUUUUUAUUUUCAUUCUGGUUCCUUAAAGGAUGAAGGAAGGAUUUAUGUUUCUGUCCAGUACUUUCUGUUGUUUUUAAAUUUGAUCCUUAAAUCAUCUGUCAGUGCUGUACCUAUUCAUAUUUUGGAGAUUGUGGAAGAGUGGUUAAGAAAUUCCAAACCUAAAAUCUAUUUAGAUACACAGUUUUGAAAGGGUGUACCUAAUUCCAUUUCUGACGAUUGCAACAUGGUCUCUACAUGUAGGUUACAUGCAAAUUGAUUAUUGGAUGUAUUUACCUAUGCAUUGUGUCAGGAUGAAAGAAGAAAGUGUGAAAUACCGCCUAGAUACCGGCCACCAUGGUUUUGUUUCAGAUUUACCUACAUCUAUCAUGUUUAGGUAGUUUUUAUUCCCUUCUCUCAAACCUUAAAUUUUUAUUUCCCUUGGAAUGGUAAUACGACAGAGAUAGAAUUCCUCCUUUUUUUAAAUUAUAGUAUUUGAAACCAAAUAUAUUUUAAACAUAACAGAAAACCACAGUUAAGAUUUGCUCUCUUUGAAAACUGAAACAGAGUAACUUUUUUUACAGUAAUGUGUUAGCUGAAGUUGGAUUUUUACAGAAUAGCUGGGAUAUCACAAAGUGUAGCCAGAUCCAACUUGCAAAAUUUGCAGUAUUUUUGCAUCCAUUCACCUUACAUAGUUGUAAAGGGCCUAAGCACAUCUCAACAGGUUGGUUUCCUUCCAGAUUUGACCUUUUACAGGGCCAUUGCCAAAGUUACAUUAUUUUUGAUACAGUAAUUAGAUUUCUGGAAGAAGUAGACCAGUCUUGUGAGGAUUUGUGUGAAGUACUUUCCAAUCUUACCUGAGCAGCAAAAUUGUAAUUUGAGUCCAAAGAGGCCAUUGCACCGAGGUCUUGUGGCACUGAUAAUUGAAACUAGGUAGCUGCGCUCUGUUUUUCAUCCCAGGUAAUUACUUUCAGUGGGUUUAGGAUUUGUGUUGGAUUGAUUGCAAUACUUGUGUUGCAUGUUAUGUUAUUCAUGUUAGGGAAAUAGCAUUCUGUUAAAUCGCUGGAAAAGUUCAUACUUUUCAACAUGAAUUUUUGAUUCAGCACAAACAGCUUCCUUUAGGGAUAAUGGUUGUCACCUAAAGUCAUGAUAUGCAUAACUUCUGAUGAUGUAUAGGCCUUCUCUAGGUUUGUUUUAGGAAGUUGAGAGAUGGGUUCAAAACUUACUGAACUAAUUACAGUUUUAAGCUGAAAAUGUAAAUUUGUCUAUAGAUUGGCACUUGUUAUUUUUGACUGGUGGCCAUACUUGUACUGGUGUGAGAUUAGCCUUUUUUAAAAUUUGUGGAAGUUGUUCCACAUAAACUAGGUAAACUGUUUGGAUCAGAGUAACAUUCCAUUCUAACUUGUAAGACGCUGCAAGCCAGUAUAAAUUACUGCUUGCAUUGUCUGUGAUGGAAGUUUGGUGGAACACCAGUGUGUAUAGUAAAUUUAUCAGAACAUCUGUGAUAUUGGCACAGCAGUGAUUGUAAUGGAUUGUAAUACUUUCAUUUAGAUAAUUUUGAUGUGAUUUGUGUAUUGUCUGCUUGAAAUGAAGUUCAUGUAUUCAAGUUGAUGGUAAGUUACAAUGGGUACUUUAAUGACCUUAUUAUCAACUGUCUGAAAUCAUGUUUAUUAGAAAUUCUGAUCUGCUCUUAAGGCAGCUGCAUAGAACUGAACAUGAUUUUGAAUUUACAGAACCGCUGCAAUCCAGUUUAAUAUUUAUGCACAGUGAAAUUUAUUCAAAUGUACAUUUAAAUACCAUUUGUAGCCCUCUGACAUUUGGUAUUGAUUUAUUUUGCUGACUAGCAUUGGUUAUUUGGAUCAUUUAAAGUUAUAACUACAUAAUUGAAAAUCACUGUAAAGACAAAAAUAUUCAGUGCCCCAAAACUUGUUUAAACAUUUGUGAAAUCAAUAUGGCUACCACCACAAGCAGUUGCUUCUUUCAUUAUUGUAUAAUAUCCAAUAAUAACUUAUGUAACAUGCUCUGAAGGAAAGAAGCCAGCUGCAGUGGUGAUUGUACUACAUUAAUAUGUGAAUUACAAAAAUAUACGGGGCAUAUUGUAAAAUAUAGUACCUAUUUUUAUCCCAA
This is a messenger RNA of Frankliniella occidentalis (western flower thrips), 6655 nucleotides long. RefSeq names its product transmembrane and coiled-coil domains protein 2 (gene Dmtn). Gene Ontology annotation, cellular component: endomembrane system. NCBI's taxonomy places the organism in Eukaryota, Metazoa, Arthropoda, Insecta, Thysanoptera, Thripidae. The record is from RefSeq and is a predicted model, not a curated record. The transcript has 13 exons. The coding region runs from base 221 to 2092 and encodes 623 amino acids.